This is a messenger RNA of Ornithodoros turicata, 2348 nucleotides long. RefSeq names its product neprilysin-1-like. The transcript is spliced from 9 exons. Lineage: Eukaryota; Metazoa; Arthropoda; Arachnida; Ixodida; Argasidae. Bases 270 to 2288 code for a protein of 672 amino acids. Gene Ontology annotation, cellular component: plasma membrane. Gene Ontology annotation, biological process: protein processing. The record is from RefSeq and is a predicted model, not a curated record. Gene Ontology annotation, molecular function: metalloendopeptidase activity.
GUCCAUUAAAUAAUGUUUUGUUGUGCGUGGUGUCAUUCCUUCUCGCCUCUGCGGGUGCCCAAGUUGAGUAGUGUAUCCCCUUUUCUUCAUUAAUUUUGUGCUCCGUCCCCUUUCGGCUACGGCGAGGGACGUCACAUGGCCUAUGGCGGGCUACAUGGCCUACCUUCCUUGGUGGAUCAAGGCCGGAAAUCGCGAGGAAGAAGAAGAAGGAGAAGAGAAAGGAGAAGUGGUAGAAAAAACACGUUGUUCGAACCAGAAGAACCAUCUCAAUGGUUGUUACGCAGACGUCAGUGCGGUUCCGUGCGGUUGAAGAACCACGAGAAGUGAGCGUCACCUGGAGAAGGUUCUUGGUAUUGGAGGUCGGCUUCAUGACUAUCGUUACCAUCGUCAUGGUCGUCAUCGGACAUAUUUUGAGCAAACGGGAAAAUGUAUAUGCGGACGACCCGUGCCAGUCUGAAGCGUGCAAACAGGCCUUCCACGAUCUGGAGGUCAUCUCCAACGCCUCUGCGGAUCCCUGCGAAGACUUUUACGAAUACGUAUGCGGACGCUGGAGGCACAUUGGCGGAGUGUAUAGUGCCACCUGGAGUAUGGUGUCGUCAGAAGCUAUCGCCCAGCUGAAGCAAGACCCAGCGCCCCAACGGAGCCAAACCUCUAGUCAAAAGGCAGCCGUGGCCUACCGCACUUGCCUCGAUGAAGUCGUACGCAAGAUGGACCUACCGACAGCAACUCAUUUUACGCUCGGCUUCUUCAGAGUCACAUGGGAAAGCCUCCUGACGAAGGCAAAUGAUAUGACAGCUAUCGUGGACUACAUGAUUUCCAUGAGUAUUCUGCAUCGCAUAAGCAUUGGCACGGAGAUUCAAAUCUCCCACAAAAUGGUCUAUAUUGGUGCAGCUCGAUCUUACGCAUCCCUAUGGGCCUCCGACCCGAAAGACGUUCCAGACAUUGUGGAAGCAGUAGUCGAGCAAACCCUCCCCGACAACGCCGAAAACUCCAAUGAUGCCAACGAAGCUCUACACAUCGACCUCAAAUACAAUGCCGCAAUGGAUGGUGUUCCCGAGGAACGACACAUGUCAGUGAAUGAAGCAUUCCAAGAAGCCAACUUUGGAGUCCCCGUUGCCACUUGGAUCGGCCUACUCAACGACCAAAAGGGCAAGUACGAGACCAUUGGUCCUACAACGGCCGCCACGGUGACCAACUACGAAGCUUUGAGGACCCUCAGCCAGUUGCUUCAAGCAGCCAGACCGAGGGUUCGAGCGUUCUUCCUCUACUUGCACACACUCGCUUUCACUGUUCAAGUAGAAUUGUUCAAGGGCAUCGAUAUCUUAACGAAAGCCGCAAAUGCGGAAGCAUUUUGCCAAAAGAUUCUGAGACCAACUCUACUAGUAAACAUCCUGGAGGCCGUCAUCGCUGAUAGACUCGGCGCGGCUCAUUAUGGGAAGGACGUAUUGGCCAUAGCAGUGGACGUUGAUGACAAGGUGACCAGUCGACUGCAUUCCAGCUGGCUUGGAAAGACCACUUUAUCCGAUGCGCUGAAAACGUUGAGCAGUCAGCACAAGUUUUUCUUCUGGAAGACAUUCUCGGAAAACGUCAUCGCAUUUGAGCACGCGUUUCUCGGCUUGUCAGACAUGACGGACAACUUCUACGAGAAUUAUUACAACGUCCGUUCCUUUUGGCGGGAUGUAGCUCAGUGGCUAUUGUGCAAGGUUUCAAGGUCCGAGUUCUUCAGGUACAUCGAGCCAGAGAACGGCAUCUGUUCUUCGACGGCGUCCUUUGCACCCCCGGCUUUCUACGCGGGAGCUGAGCGCUUCGUCAAUAUCGCCAGCAUAGGCUACUUGUACGCUCUAAAGAAAAAGUUCAAGUUCUCCUUCAACACCACGGGGCUCAUGUCUGAUAGUGAACGCAAUACGUACCGAAGAAACUCUGACUGCGUCGAGAGACAAAUGUUGACGCUUACACGGCCCCAGUUAUGGCCAUCACUGGACGGCAAAUAUAACCUGGAAGAAGUACUGUUCCACGUUUUAGCCUUGCGCUCAGCAUACGACGCCUCACAGGACGCUAGCAACUUCAGGGCAACGCAGAAACAGAGACACCGCGAGUCACGUCUGUUUUUUCGUCGCGCAUGUUCUAUGCAUUGCCACGGGAGCCCGGAUGUUCCAGAAUCACCAGGCGGUCUGACACCCAGGCAAAAGUGCAACCACGUGGUCAGACACACAAAGGACUUCUACACAGUCUUUAAGUGCUUCCCUUAUACGCGUUUGGCGAGUGUGGAGGCAUGUCAGCUGAUCUGAUACGGUUUUGGCUCAGAUUUUCAAUACAAGUAAUUCGUAAUGAAUAAACCUUCAAAAUAA